Staurois parvus is the source of this 717-nucleotide messenger RNA. NCBI's taxonomy places the organism in Eukaryota, Metazoa, Chordata, Amphibia, Anura, Ranidae. The record is from the annotation of a GenBank genome assembly.
GUGCUCCUGGCGGUGAAGAUGGCGAUGAACAAUUUCCUCUUCGCUCAGUGUAUCCUCUAUUUCCUGGCCUUCCUCUUCAGCUUCAUCGCCGUCAUCCCGCUCUCGGAGAACAGCGCCGACUUCCACGGGAAAUGUCUGCUCUUCACCGAGGGAGUGUGGCUGAGCGGGAACGUGUCCCUGGAGAGGGAGCACUUCACUGUGGAGGAGUGGGGGCCGGAGCCCGCCUGCAGGUUCAGCGUCUUCACCGGACUCGUCUCCCUGCUGGCCGCCGCCCUCCAGGCCUGGAGGUCCCUCUUCCUCAUCUGCAAGGGGCACGACGACUCUUUCUUUUACGCUUUCCUAAAUCUGCUGAUCAGCUCUUUUGUGGUUUUCGUUACCUUUAUUGCCAGCACCAUCGUGAGCGUUGGGUUUAACAUGUGGUGCGACGCAAUUACGGAGAAAGGAAGUAUGCCCAACAGCUGCGAAGAACUCCAGGACAGAGAUCUUGAACUUAACCUAGAAAAUUCAUCUUUCUAUGACCAGUUUGCAAUUGCCCAGUUUGGUCUUUGGGCUUCCUGGCUUGCGUGGCUGGGAAUUACUAUCCUUGCAUUCUUGAAGGUCUACCACAAUUACAGACAGGAAGAGCUGGUGGACAGCCUUAUUCAAGAGAAGGAACAUUUGAUUGGAAAGCCGUCACCCAGAAACCCUAUGCAUGAAGAGAAGAGUGGAAUGAUAUAA